Messenger RNA from Apodemus sylvaticus (European woodmouse), 7990 nucleotides. RefSeq names its product striatin (gene Strn). The coding region runs from base 138 to 2564 and encodes 808 amino acids. The record is from RefSeq and is a predicted model, not a curated record. Lineage: Eukaryota; Metazoa; Chordata; Mammalia; Rodentia; Muridae. Gene Ontology annotation, molecular function: calmodulin binding; armadillo repeat domain binding; protein-containing complex binding. The transcript is spliced from 19 exons. Gene Ontology annotation, cellular component: dendrite.
CCCGCGCCCGGGCGGCUGCUCCCUGCUGACUGGGGUGUGGGCGGGGAGCGGCGGAGGGAGGAGGCAGAGCCGGCCGCUGCAGUUUGCCGCCGCUGCUCGGCGCCUAGGCAGAGCUCCCCGGGGUUCGUGCGGCCGCCAUGGACGAGCAGGCGGGGCCCGGCGUCUUCUUCAACAACCACCCGGGAGCUGGCGGUGCUAAGGGGCUCGGGCCUCUGGCGGAGGCUGCAGCGGCCGGAGACGGGGCGGCUGCGGCGGGGGCGGCCCGAGCUCAGUACAGCCUCCCAGGGAUCUUGCACUUCCUGCAGCACGAAUGGGCCCGCUUCGAGGUGGAGAGAGCCCAGUGGGAGGUGGAGCGGGCGGAGCUGCAGGCUCAGAUCGCUUUCCUUCAGGGGGAGAGGAAAGGUCAAGAAAAUUUGAAGAAAGACCUUGUGAGGAGGAUCAAAAUGCUGGAAUAUGCUCUGAAGCAGGAAAGAGCCAAAUACCACAAGUUGAAAUAUGGGACAGAACUGAAUCAGGGAGACAUGAAGCCUCCAAGCUAUGAUUCUGAUGAAGGUAAUGAAACAGAGGUGCAGCCACAGCAAAAUAGUCAGUUAAUGUGGAAACAAGGCCGGCAGCUACUUAGACAGUAUCUCCAGGAGGUCGGCUACACUGAUACUAUUCUAGAUGUGAAGUCCAAGCGUGUGAGGGCAUUGUUGGGCUUUUCAAGUGAUGUCACUGACAGGGAGGAUGACAAAAACCAGGACUCGGUGAUAAAUGGCACAGAGGCUGAAGUUAAAGAGACAGCAAUGAUUGGAAAAUCCGAGUUAACAGAUUCUGCCUCCGUGCUGGACAAUUUCAAAUUCCUUGAAAAUGCAGCUGCAGAUUUCAGUGAUGAAGACGAGGAUGAGGACAUUGAUGGAAGAGAGAAGAGUAUCGUUGAUACUUCCACCAUUGUUAGGAAAAAAGCAUUGCCUGAUACCAGUGAAGACCGAGACACAAAAGAAGCUCUGAAGGAGUUUGACUUUCUUGUCACAUCAGAGGAAGGAGACAACGAGUCUAGAAGUGCAGGCGAUGGAACGGACUGGGAAAAGGAAGAUCAGUGUCUCACGCCUGAAGCCUGGAAUGUGGACCAGGGAGUGAUCUCCAAACUGAAGGAGCAGUACAAAAAGGAGAGGAAGGGGAAGAAGGGAGUGAAGAGAAAAACUACCGAAGAUCUGUUUCAGCCUCUAUCCUAUAUAAAACAGUCAAAACAGGGAUGUGGGAGAAUGAAGAAUCAAAGCCCAGGGCCCAAUAGGUCAAAGCUACAAGAUAUGCUUGCUAAUUUGAGAGACGUUGAUGAACUUCCCUCCUUGCAGCCAUCUGUUGGUUCGCCUUCCAGACCCAGCAGCUCCCGACUUCCCGAGCAGGAGAUCAGUAGGGCAGAUGAAGUGGAAGCACUGACGUUUCCUCCGUCUUCUGGAAAGUCGUUUAUCAUGGGAGCAGAUGAAGCCCUUGAAAGUGAGCUGGGGCUUGGAGAAUUAGCAGGCCUGACAGUGGCCAAUGAAGCAGACUCACUAGCUUAUGAUAUAGCGAAUAACAAAGAUGCCUUGAGGAAGACAUGGAACCCUAAGUUCACAUUAAGGAGUCACUUUGAUGGCAUCCGAGCCCUUGCCUUCCACCCCAUUGAGCCUGUGUUAAUAACAGCAUCAGAGGACCAUACGCUGAAACUGUGGAAUCUGCAGAAAACAGCCCCAGCCAAAAAGAGUACUUCUCUAGAUGUGGAGCCUAUCUAUACAUUCAGGGCUCACAAAGGUCCAGUGCUGUGUGUGGUAAUGAGUAGCAAUGGUGAGCAGUGCUACAGCGGCGGUACUGAUGGACUCAUCCAGAGCUGGAGCACCACCAAUCCCAAUGUCGACCCCUAUGAUUCUUAUGAUCCUUCAGUUCUAAGAGGCCCUCUGCUGGGCCACACGGACGCAGUGUGGGGGCUGGCCUACAGUGCGGCACACCAGCGCUUGUUGUCCUGUUCAGCAGACGGCACUCUGCGCUUAUGGAAUACAACGGAGGUUGCUCCAGCACUGAGUGUGUUUAAUGAUAACCAAGAACUGGGAAUCCCUGCUUCUGUGGAUCUGGUGAGCAGUGACCCGAGCCAUAUGGUAGCGUCGUUCAGCAAGGGAUAUACAAGCAUCUUCAACAUGGAAACACAGCAGCGGAUUCUCACAUUAGAAUCCAAUGUCGAUUCAACAACCAGUUCUUCCUGCCAAAUAAACAGAGUUAUCAGUCAUCCCACCCUCCCAAUCAGCAUCACCGCUCAUGAAGACAGGCACAUCAAAUUCUACGAUAACAAUACAGGCAAGCUGAUCCACUCAAUGGUGGCCCACCUGGAAGCUGUUACAAGUUUGGCAGUUGAUCCAAAUGGCCUGUACUUGAUGUCUGGCAGUCAUGACUGUUCAAUACGCUUGUGGAAUUUAGAAAGUAAGACGUGUAUCCAGGAGUUCACAGCUCAUCGGAAAAAAUUUGAAGAAUCAAUCCACGAUGUAGCAUUCCACCCUUCCAAAUGCUAUAUAGCCAGUGCUGGAGCCGACGCCCUGGCCAAGGUCUUCGUAUGAUGUGGCACAUCAGCUUCACUUCAUAGCUCUUUAUCAGAGUCAACUGCACAACAGAGAUAUGGAAGACCAGGGCAAGAACCAGCUCGCCUGCCCUUUUGUUCUGCUGAGGGAGCACAGAGAACUCUGUUAAAAGUAUAGUUUUGCAAUUCGCAUACUGUUUUCUAAAAUUAAGGUUUGUUCGGGUUGCUGCAAGCUCAGCCGAACCUGUGAGCCUGAAAUUUUGAGAUUUCCCCCCAAAGAGGCACUUUUAUUUCUGAAGUUGUUCUCAUUCGCUAGGCAGGCCUGAGCGGAACAGGUUUAGCUUCUCCCUUUUGAGUAACAGGGCAUGCUGUCAUGGGUAAUUAGAGUUGAAUGCCGAGGAUGGGGAGAGUGGAAACCUAACAGUACUUCACCCUAAGCUGUCUGCUAACCAUGCUAGGCAGCCAGCUGUAUCUCCUCCACUACGCCAGUCAGUGUUCACGUGAGUUCCUCCCUCAGCUGCCCCUCAGCCGUUCUCAUAAAGCACAUGGCAAAGCAUUUCACCUGUCAGGAGGAAAAGAUGCAAUAAUAUGUUAAGUAUAUUACUAUUCAGAAAUGCUAAAUAAAUUAAUUUGCAAGCAGAUUUCUAUAUCGUAUUACAAUUUUGAAAGUAGAUGUGGAGCCAUUCUAAAGUUUAGCUGUGAAGCACAUACAGUCAAGAAUGGUUAAUAGAGUCUGCUUUUACUAAAGGUUUUUAACUCAUCCAGGUUUGAGAUCCUGUUUAUUUUUAAGGGCAAACAGGGCAUAUUUCUAUAAUUUGUCUAAAAAUUCACCUCAUUAAUGUGGCAUUUAUAGUACUAGAGUGAUCAUUUCAUAUUGAUAAACUUACUUCCUGGCAACUCUGAAAAAGGAGAAAACUAUUUGUUAACAUCCAUUUCCCAACACCCAUAUAACUGGUUCAAGUGAUUCUUGCUGUUUCUUCCCUGCCUUUCACAGUCAUGUUGUCCUGAUGCUUACCAUGAACAGUUUAUAAUUAGUAUGUCAUGUGGUCCAAAGCAUGUGGUCACCUCAGGCAACUGCUUUUGCAGCCGUGCCUAAUAAAGCACUGCACCCCAGAAGGUCCUCUACUAGUGUCUCGAGAAAACUCUGUACAGAGAUCUAGAUGGAGACAUUAGUGCCUGCGAUGUCUCCCUUCUUCCCAUUAUUUAAUUGGAACACACAUUUUAAUGAGCAGUUGAUCAAUACUGUAUGUAGAGAAAACCAUGUCCUAAAGUGCUAGCUCUCGCACUUAUCUACGUGGUCAGCUUUUGGGGUCUCAGAAGCCUGCUGGUGUACCUAGGGCAGUCUUCACACCCUUCACACCCUCUCUGCUUCUGUCCUAAAUGACAGAGAUCAGUACAAAUAUUAAAUUCAAAUCAGUCUCCACCUUUUUACCAAAUGUGUACAUCAUAGGCUCUCUGUCUUAAAAAUAUUAUACCCAUAGAUAUUAUGACCUAUUAAAUAAUUCUAUUGCUAUAGCUGUAGCUUUUCUGGUGAUCUGUUCUUUGAAGUAGUAUUCUCAUGGUGAUGUGGCUAAUAAUUGACUUCUUAAAAAUUUCUGCUCAUCUGUCUUUAGAAUUCUCCAGUGCAGGCAAACUUUUAUUACAACAUUAAAACUCAUGUUGAAUUUCCCUGAUUAUUAUAUAGACAGACAUGCACAUUUAACACAACUAGAGUUUAUCUUUGUGCUUUGGUUAACAAGCGGGCUUAAGAGAUUGAUUGGCAUAUGCAAGUAAAUUGAGUUACACAUAACUACCAAGUAAAUGCCCACAUUUUCCUGUGGAGUUUUAUGUUGUAUAAAAUGAACAGAAGGAUGUGUUAACUUAAGGUUUGUAGAAUCUUAGAUUCCAGUCAGAAGUGGCAUGUUCCUGGUGCCUGAGCACAGAUACUGCUUCAGUUGCUUCCCAGUGUGUGUCUCCUCCUGUCACCGACACUCCAGAACCCAGGAGAGUCUGCCCUGUUCAUGCUGUGCCUCGUGACUGAAGUGCUCCUGUUAAUGGGUGGGAACAAUCCUAAGAUAGGCAAAAUGUAAUACAAAUGACAGAACUGUUGAAAGGCUUUUAGGAAGUGUGCACAAUGUGCCAUUGAAGACUGCACAUAAAAAGAGAUUUCUUCUAAGCUAGCCCUGCUUGCUGUCAUCCUCAAAAUGAGCCAAAGCUGUCUUCCAGCUGGAUGGUAGCAAGCGUAUGUGUUUGACUUUCCCCAUCCUAUUGAGAAUGGACAAGAUGAACAGUUUUGAGAUUCAAAACGCUUGAAAUACUUCCAUGAUUAUUUACUAGAUUGUGAAUGUUCUGAGUGAGCUGUUCUGGAAUAAUCUGAAACUCAGCGGUAGGCCAGGUCCCUGCCUUAUUUCAGUCUCUCCGGGAGCUCACAGUCCUCCAAAUGCAGCUGUCCCUCGGAGCCCAUUCGUUACUCAAACCGUAGACAAACAAGUGAUGCAAUGACCUUCAGUAUUUUUCUAUUGAACAAAGUUAUCAAUUUUUGCCAUUAAACAGAUAAUUAGUUAUGCAAAGUAUUUAGCUUUUGUAAUCAUUUAGUUGUAACUAAAAGGGGGAAAUUGAACUGUAUCACUGAUAAUGAACUUUGUGAAAAAUUAUUUAUCUGACUUCCAUUCCUUCAGUAUUCUUGCUAUAAAUUUCUUUUGGAGAUAAUGAUUCUUUAUUUGAAAAAUGUCUAAAAUGUAUGUAUAUUUUAUAAAUAUAUAUUAUAUAUAUUAUAGGGAUAUAUAUAAUAUAUAGACUAUAUCUAUCUAUCUAUCUAAACCAUGGGUGCAUUUUACUGUUUUGUCUUCACUUUGGGAAGUAGUACACUCAUAAGUUGAUGAGUCUGACGAAUGUUGUGCUGUUGGCUUUUACAGUAUAAUAUAUAGUUCCAAGUGUUUAAAUACUGUAUAUACUAUAUUCACUAUAGGCUAGCAUGCUUGUUUUGAAGACUGUCAUUCUAGUUUAUUAAAAUCUGAAUGUAAGAAAACCUGGCUAUUCAAAUGUGAAUUGAAAAAAUUCCAUUCUCAGAACUGAACUAUUUCCAUUGAACAUUUCAAGCUUUUUGACAAAAUGUCAUCGAGAAGGCAAUAGCUAGAAAGUGAGAGGUGCCUUUAAAAAAAAACCUACAAAUGCAGCCUUACAGUGAGGGUGAAGAUUGAGUCUAUGUCGGGUGGGAGGGGGAAGAAGAGAGUGAGAGAGAUAAUGUGCAUGCGUGCGUGUGCGUGUGUAUGAAGAUCCUGAUUUGUGAUUGUCAGAGUUGUAUAAUGUACCUGUUCACCUUCCAGGACUUGAGGGGGCAUUUCCGCAUAGGCGUGCGUGCUCCUCAGAGCACUGUAUAUGCUUUCCAAGAGUUUUGAAUGUGAACUCCUAGAAAAUUCAGUAAAGAAUAAAUAGCUGUUUUUUUUUUUUUUUUAAUUAAAAUCAGUUUCAGGUAACAAAUUAUUGGCUCCCAAGAAAUACGGGAUUCUUGUGAUGUUGUAAUUUUGUGCUUCACGUGCUUUCCUAUUCACAAGGGUGUGGCAUAAAGUCCUUAGAUGAUGAGGAUUGAACCAGGAAACGUGCUUUUCGAUGAAACACUUGAACUAACUGAACUCCACCUAACAGUAGUCUUGCAGAAUUGAAAUGGCCUCUCUCAUAUCUACCUCACUGUCAUUGCCGCCAUUCUAAGUAGAACAGCCCUGCCUGGCAUUCAAGAUGAUGGUGGAUGCAACUUAAACAUCUGUUGGUGCUCUCCUCAGGCUUGGUCAUUUCCGCUUACGUCACAAGCAGCCUGUAACACGUAGGGUUAGUUUUAGGUUUUUUGUUUUGUUUUUUGUUUUUUUGCUUGUUUAUGUAUUUGCUUUGUUUUCCUAAGGAUGGCUUUAAAUACCAUCAGUGUUCCUUUUUGGAGGGAGUUGGUCCCCAGUUGUUAUAUCUAUGUGAUAUUUUUAACCAAGAAUCAAAUUGUUACUGAAUUUACCUGAAACUCCAGGCAUAGUGGCACACUCUUACAUAAUCCUACUACUUGAGAGAUGAAGGCAAGAGAAUCACAAGUUCAAGGUCACCCUCAGCUGUAUAGGGAGUUCAAGGCCAGCCUGGGCUACAUACAUGAGCCCUUGUCUCAGUACAACAAACAACAAAACGUUUGCCUGGAAAGAAGAGUAGAAUUUCAUUUGGCUCCCUAUAUUCUUUGAAAGUAUUUUAAUAUUCGCUUUACUGACUUAGAAAAUGCCUCUGUAAGGAUGUUACUACUUUGUUUAUAUUGCAAUACUUAGAAUGUUUGACACUGGGAUACUGUUGGCAUAAAAGUAGUAUCUGAUGGAGCAUGUGUGUGUGUAUGUAAGAGAGAGAGAGAGAGUGUGUGCGAGCGCAAAAUGUAUUAUUUCUUAAAGUCCAUUUCAGUGGAAGGUCAGAAAAUGGGAAUAUCUCUGUUUAGCAGGUAAACAGUUUGAAUCAGUUUUGCAUUUGCCUCUGAAAGCUUUGUAAUUGUCCAUAUCAGGCAUGCAGUUAGGUCUCCUUGUCCAUGGAAGAGACUCCACAUUGACCAAGUAUUUAACAGAGCCUUUACAUCAGUUUCAUUGUUUCGUGUUUAAUUUUGAAAAGGUUAGGUUAGACCAAAGGAGAUCCUUCGAUCCCACUCUUCAUUCUAACAGUGUUUCUGAAGUGGUGCUGAGGAUUUUUUUUCUGGAUUUUUCUGGAUCUUGGCUAGUCAAGCUUUAGAUUUCAUUUACUUGGGACCACAUGCUCAUCAUCCCUCUGGUGCAAAUUAGGAAGUUCAUGUUAAUUUAGAUUAACUUUAAUGUCUGCCUGGGUUUUUACCAGGCUGUGAACCAGUGAGUGCCUUGUUAGUAUGGAAUGAUUUUACCUGUUGUGCGUCAGGUCUCUCUGAGAGGGUCUCAGAGGCUGCGCUCUGAGUUGACUGGCAAGCUGCCGAGAUUUCACAAUGCAGCAUUCAGAAGUCCUUGGUCUGCCAUGUCCGCUCUCCCUGCUUUCUCUUCAUUGUUUGGCUGGUGUUGGCCCCUUGUGAGAAAACAAACAGAGCCCCCUCCACCCUUUUUUUUUAUUCCCACUUAAGGAGUGUUCCCCAUUCCCACCCCAGCUAUACGAUCCAAUGCCUGUUUUAGGAAGAACCACUUCUUUGUAAUACGAAAAUCUACCACUUACUUUAUGUCUUCUCAAUAUCAGUUUACUGGAGUGGGUCUCAGGGUAUCAUCAGUGCAGAUUCCUAAAUAACCCUUUUCUCUUCAAUCCAAACCCCAGCUGAUGAGCCCUGGGCCAGAUUGUUUGAUAUUCAGGUAUAUUAAACUUUAGUUAUAAUAUCAAUUAAUGUAAAUCCAAAUUCGUAUUUGUGUGGUGCAAGAAGUUUCUUUUGUAAAUUCAGGGUAUGGAUAAGCUAAUAAUGAUAACUGGUUUUGGUGGCUCUAAGUGUAUUAUUUGUUUUUAAAUAAAGUGUACAAAUAUAGUUAA